This is a messenger RNA of Manduca sexta (tobacco hornworm), 2588 nucleotides long. Its product is annotated as zinc finger protein basonuclin-2-like. The transcript has a single exon. Gene Ontology annotation, biological process: regulation of DNA-templated transcription. Bases 98 to 2188 code for a protein of 696 amino acids. Lineage: Eukaryota; Metazoa; Arthropoda; Insecta; Lepidoptera; Sphingidae. Gene Ontology annotation, cellular component: nucleus. The record is from RefSeq and is a predicted model, not a curated record.
CGCGCGGUCACCUGUGUCGCACGUCCUCAGUCGCAAAGCGGCCGCGUCGCGCGCCACCCGCUUCGCAUUACGCGCGUUGUAUUAUGACAGUGACGUGAUGGAAGGCAAAGAGUUCGGUGCGGUUCCCGGCUUGCCGGCCGGCCUGGACUAUUUCAUGAUGCCGCGAGUGAGCCAGCCCGCGCCCCACUUCGACUUCAGAAAGCUCGGCGCCAGCUUCAGCGGGCGCGAGGAGGAGCGCGACGAGCAGCGCGAGUACCCGGCGGAGCGGCGCGACCCGCCGCCGGCGCCGUGGCCGCUCGGGCUCGGCGUGCAGUUCGUCAACCCCGCCACCGGCAAGAAGAGGGUGCAGUGCAACGUCUGCCUCAAGACUUUCUGUGAUAAAGGCGCGCUAAAAAUACAUUUCUCCGCGGUGCACCUGCGGGAGAUGCACAAGUGUACGGUGGAGGGGUGCACCAUGAUGUUCAGUUCGCGCCGCUCGAGGAACCGGCACAGUGCCAACCCGAAUCCGAAGCUGCAUUCGCCGCACGUCAGGCGUAAGAUCUCCGCACACGACGGUAGGUCCGCGCAACCGUUCCCGCUGCUACCGGCGCUGGCGCGGCUGCCUCUGCCGCCGCCGGCGCUGCUGCCGCCCGAAUUAGCGGCGCGCUUGCCGCCCCCAUUGUCUGGCCCACCCGGGCCCGCGCCGCUGCCGCCCAGGGUGCCCCUCGACGAUCUGCGCAACUUUAGUGAAAUUGAAAAAAUGUAUAGAAAAAUUCCACCACCCGAUGAACCUUCCCGCAAUAUAUUAGACUUAGCCAAAUCUGUGAAUAAUGAAGAUGAGUCAAAUAACUGCAGUGAAAACAAUGAUAUCGGUUCCGAUGACGAGGACAAAGAUAGAUGUGACGAUAGCAUCGACACUUCUCUCGUUCAAAGGUUGCAUUAUAACGAUGAACCCGAGGACUUGAGCGUAAACAAAAACAGAGAAGACGUCAAGGUGACCAGUGCACAGCCAGAUAAUAACGGAAACCGCGUCGACCCCACCGUCUCAGAUGACAAAACAUUACUCGUUCCUAACAAGCGUAAAAGAAAAAGUGGCAAUCCUACUAGGUGUUCCCAAAGUAACGAGUAUUCAGCCUCUGACGAGGAAUACCAGGCAGAUUUGUUUAGAAAUAUUUCGACGCCUGGCUCCAGUCGGCCGGAUGACGAACCGCUCUCCCUCAAAAAACAGAAACCUGAGAAGAUGGAGACAUUUCAGAACGGUGAGGAUGCAACUGUGGAGCCGGAGGUGACGCGAGUGAAGGCAGAGAGUGAGUCUGACGACGAGUCGAGUGCGCCGAGUGUCGUUCGCGAGGGAUUGCGACUGCGGUCGGAUCUGUACACGCCGAGCGACAGCGGUAGCGACUUGCACGCGAUGGAGGAGAGGCUCGCGAGGGCGCGCUCCCCCUCCGCCAGCAGCGACCGCACCGACGAGCGCGACAUUAACGACAUAGAAAUCCCCAUAGACGAUGAGAACCCGGACCGGUGCACCGCCUGCGGUAAAGUGUUUCAGAACCACUUCACACUUCGCAUGCACUAUAGAAACAAUCACCUUAAACUGCUUCACCCGUGUGACGUCAACGGCUGUGACGCCGCGUUCCCCUCGCGGAGGAGUCGAGACAGACACAGUUCGAACGUGGACCUGCAUCGAAGGCUCCUGUCCACCACCUUACCGGAGGGACGAGAUCAGAGGCCCGCCUUCGAAGUCAACGCGGAAUUACUGAAUAAAUUAUACGCAGACAUCAAAGGUCUAGCGUCAACUCUAGAGAGCUUACGGUACGGGGGCAACGAAGAAGUGACACAGUUGCCGAGCUACGUGACGGAAACCAUGAAGUUCUAUAGUAGAAAUUUAAGCGCAUUGCAGGCGGGCCUGUUCCCUCAAUUUACUGAGCGAGGUUUUUUUCCGUCCCCCUUCCUGAUGGGUAACGGCGCGCCGCAAGCGGGAGGUCCGUACGGCGCGGCGGCGGGAGCGCAGUCGGCGCGGGAGUCGCUGUCACCGCUGUCGGCGUCUUCGCCGCCGGUGCUGUCGCCGGGGCGGCUAGACGCGGCGCACGCGCGGCCCCGCGACGAUGCCAAGCUGCUUUUUCGCGAGAGCUCAGAGACGUUCAAGAAGAUGACUUCGCUGUGCGAGCGGCAGGAGCAGCUGUACCAGCACCACGUGCCGGUGUCAUGACGCGGCCGCCUGCCGCGCUCGCCCUGGUGAUACCUCACCUCGUGAACAUACGGCGCAAUACAGACUCUCUAUUUAAUUGUUAAUAAUAUUAAUUAUUGUGUUAAUUCUAUGUAUUUCGUUUUGUAUUUUUCUUGUGAUAUUUAGACAAAUAUUAUGGUAAUAAUCGAUCCCACGAACUGUAAGUUAAUAGGGAUAGUACAGCUUGGGUGUUCACCGCUCGGUCGGCGUGAUGCGUUGUGAAGCGAAGUGCAAUACGGACUCGGAUAUUAUAAAUAUUAAUGGACUGGCCGUACGGCAUGAUACCGCGUAGAGUAUUCGUAAUCGAUGUUGAAAGUAAACGUUAUAAUGAUCAGCUUCAUUUAUUGUUCUGGCGCAAUAAACUCAUUGAGGAAAAAACCAA